AUGUCCCUGACUGACAAACAUAAAGUGAAGAGACAGCGACUGGACCGGAUCUGCGAAGGUAUUCGGCCCCAAAUCAUGAACGGGCCUAUGCAUCCGCGCCCGCUGGUGGCACUGCUGGAUGGGCGCGACUGCACCGUGGAGAUGCCCAUCCUGAAAGACUUAGCAACCGUUGCCUUCUGCGAUGCCCAGUCAACACAGGAGAUCCACGAGAAGGUUCUAAAUGAGGCAGUGGGAGCCAUGAUGUACCACACCAUCACCUUGACCAGAGAGGACCUGGAGAAGUUCAAAGCCCUACGCAUCAUCAUUCGCAUCGGCAGCGGAUAUGACAACAUCGACAUAAAGGCAGCUGGAGAACUAGGGAUUGCUGUGUGCAACAUUCCCUCUGCAGCCGUGGAGGAGACGGCCGAUUCCACCAUUUGUCACAUCCUGAACCUCUACAGGCGAAACACCUGGCUCUAUCAAGCUCUCCGGGAGGGCACGAGGGUCCAGAGCGUGGAACAGAUCCGCGAGGUGGCCUCUGGUGCCGCUCGCAUCCGUGGCGAAACCCUCGGCCUCAUCGGAUUUGGUCGUUUGGGUCAGGCGGUGGCCGUCCGGGCUAAGGUCUUCGGCUUCAACAUCAUCUUCUACGACCCAUACCUGCAGGACGGACUGGAGCGCUCGUUGGGCGUGCAGCGCGUCUACACCCUGCAGGACCUGCUCUACCAGAGCGACUGCGUCUCCCUGCACUGCAACCUGAACGAGCACAACCAUCAUCUCAUCAACGACUUCACCAUCAAACAGAUGCGUCAGGGCGCGUUUCUGGUCAACACCGCGCGGGGAGGCCUGGUGGACGAGAAAGCUCUGGCCCAGGCGCUGAAGGAGGGCAGGAUACGGGGAGCCGCCCUGGACGUCCAUGAAACUGAACCCUUUGCAUUUGCACAAGGCCCUCUGAAAGACGCACCAAACCUGAUCUGCACGCCUCACACAGCCUGGUACAGUGAGCAGUCUUCUCUGGAAAUGAGGGAGGCGGCUGCCACUGAAAUCCGAAGAGCCAUCACAGGACGAAUCCCCGAUAGUCUACGAAACUGUGUGAACAAGGAGUUUUUUGUUACCACGGCACCCUGGGGAGUUAUGGAGCAACCAGGCGUUCACCCUGAGCUCAACGGCGCUGCCUACAGAUAUCCGCCGGGUGUUGUUGGAGUGGCUCCAGGCGGCCUCUCGGGGGCGUUAGAGGGCAUGGUGCCCGGUGGGGUCCCCAUCGCCCACACUCUGCCCUCUGGUACACACCCUUCCCAGGCCCCGUCACCAAACCAGCCCUCCAAACACGGCGAGACCAGAGAGCACCUCACUGAGCAAUAGCAGAAGAGGGGAUCCGAGCAGCGAACAUCUCAUCUGACAACGCUCAGAAAACCAACCGAUCACGAAGUAAACCGACCAACCUGGGGACCAAGAGACAGUGAAAAACGACACAAAGCGGCUGCCUGUUGAACCAGCCUGGAAAUGGGAACUAAGGAAGUGUUACGGGGAAUUUGUACUUUUAAAGUUUCGGUUUUUACUCUGUCUGUUUGAGUUCUGUACCGACUUUACUCUUUGAUGAUGUUUUUGAGGUUUGUUUUUUUUUCUCCUCCACCUUCGGGACAUGCCUAUGAUUGUGGACACAGAGUCCAGUGCUUUUAGUGCUCCAGGAUUACCUGAUAAGACUCUGUUCUGCCUACCCUAUACAAACCAGAGCUCGUGGGAAAUAUAGGCCCACUUCUCAGAAGAACAGAAAAAAAGACCAUCCUGUGCUACUGGACCUCAUUCAUCCCCCUCCUGAACUCCAAACACCUUUCCAAUCCCUCCUUUAUGUAACAAGUGUGCGUUGAUUAGAUUUCCCCCCAUUUAAGGCUCAGAAAAGAUUUUAUUUUGUUUUCUUUCUUUUAGUGUGAAUGAUUAAGAAUUUAUCAACAUAUAUCUAUUUAUCAUUCAAAUAUACAUGAGAUUUGUCAUCAGUUCUAAUAAUCUAUAGUGAUUUUCAACCCUUUCCUGGCAGCAAUUCACAGCUGCAAUAUCAACAUCACCACUAGGGGGUCACUUUUAUACUUUGGAGAUGUCCACUUUUUGGUAGGUAAACAAUAUGAGGGUUAAGUUUUAAGUUAUACACAGAGGUUUAUAACUACCUCGGUUUUUAAAAAGGGGACCUGCAACUACCAUCAAUGAUCAUUCAGGUUCCUGAGUAAAUUCACUGCUGGCAGGAAAGGGUUAAAGCACACUUCAGUUCUUAACUCAGGAAAAACACUUUUUUGCCGAUUUCCUUCCCAUUAAAUUUUCAUCGCUUGAGUUGUAAAAAAGAAAAAGAAAGUUAAGACUAAUCCGGUUAGUCUGAAUAUGUUCUCUCCUCCAUCAUCCUCUCCAUUGUGGUAUUUUUCUAUACAAGGUGCAUCAUAUGUUUUUGGUGUUAAAGAGUUUUGAGGAGUCCUGUUAGAUUUGUAUUGCCUAGUUAAAUGUUCCUAUAACCAUAGUCCUAUGUGAUCCAUCCUCUCUCUCCUCUCUCCUUACGGUUUCUUUGUUCUAUUCAAGGCCUGGUUCUUUGGGGAAGGGGGGGGUCGUCCUGUACUCUGUAAGAGCAAUAGCUGAAACUCCUUAGUGUCCCGACAAUAGCGGAAGAGGCAGCCAGCAGUAUGUUUUUGUUUUUAGUGUGAGUAUUUGUAUUUGUUUCUUGUACAAGGUGAACAUUUAGCAUUCAGUACAGUUCAAAUAAAGAGAUGAUUCAGAGA
Xiphophorus couchianus (Monterrey platyfish) is the source of this 2735-nucleotide messenger RNA. It is a transcript of the gene ctbp2l, whose product is annotated as C-terminal binding protein 2, like. The transcript is spliced from 9 exons. The record is from RefSeq and is a predicted model, not a curated record. NCBI's taxonomy places the organism in Eukaryota, Metazoa, Chordata, Actinopteri, Cyprinodontiformes, Poeciliidae. The coding region runs from base 1 to 1338 and encodes 445 amino acids. Gene Ontology annotation, molecular function: DNA-binding transcription factor binding; NAD binding; oxidoreductase activity, acting on the CH-OH group of donors, NAD or NADP as acceptor. Gene Ontology annotation, cellular component: nucleus. Gene Ontology annotation, biological process: regulation of transcription by RNA polymerase II.